GCAGCUUUCGAGUGAGGUGUCAUUUCAGGUAACUGUUCACACAAGAGUUUACUAGUUUCUUGCAUGUGACACACUGUUUACUACGCUUGCUCUUCAAUGAUGACGAGGGGAUCAAUUCUGAAUCUUCUAAUACUAUUGAUUUUUUGUUCAAACGUUUCAAUGGCGAAGAGGGUAUUCACAAGAGAACCAAGUCUAAAUAUACCGAAAGAGGAGCUGAUCAAACAUAUAGAGCUACGAAAAGUAAAAAACAAUUGGAUGCCCAAGGGAUUGGGAGAGGCUGAAGGUGGCGUACUACCUCGAUUCGAAGGCAGUCCUGACGACGCACUAAAGAUAUUUGAAAGGAAAGGAGACAAGUAUACGUUCGACAAACAACCGCUGGCUUCAGCUGAUCAGCUCAUGACGGACAGUUUCGGCUACAGAAAGGACAAGGAGUCCAUUUUCAUUCUACACACAAUCGGAACCGACGCCCAACACCUUAGCGUAAGAAACGUCGUAUCCGCACUGGCCAUGAGAAGGCUAAUAUGGAAUGAGUACAACGUGUUUCUAUUUAACAUGCCAAACGUAAUGGACUUCAUGCUGAAACACGUCGUAAGAUCAAUAUUUAUUCCUGCAGGUACAAAAAAGUUACAGGAAGUAGGUACAGUUUUAGGCAACUUUUUCAACUCAUUAAUUGUGAAGGAACUGAUAAAUGCCAAUCAGAUUCAUAUUGUGGGGUUCUGCUAUUCAUCCCAAAUUUCAGGAUACAUAGGACGAUACGUUUCUUCUUAUAAUGGCGGAGAAAGAAUAAAAUCUAUAACCGCUUUAGACCCAUUUACACUAGGGUUAUCCGGAGUGUUCAACAAACCCGUUUCCAAGGACGACGCUCAACUAGUGCACAUAUACCACACCAACUCAAUCGCGCUUGGAACACUUUACCGCAGGGGCACCGCUGAUUUCAUCUUCAACAACGGUUGGAUACAGCCCGGAUGUUACUUUUGUAAUUUUCAAAGUUCGGAUGCGUUUUUUAAAUUGAAGAACUUUCUACCAACGGCAAAGGAUGUACCUAAAGAAGAGAUGGAAUCGAAAAUUGAAUUACGCCUUGUAGACAAAGAGUGGGUGCCAUUCGGAGCCAAGACCAUCCAGAGUGACGAUGUGAUUCCCAAAUACCUUGGCAAACUUGAUGAGGCCUAUGCAUUAUUUACGUCUGAAAAAACAAACCCGAAGUACCAUAUUAGGCCAUUAGCGGAUGCCAAGGACCUGUUUAAAGAAGAAAAUGGCUUCAGAGGAAAGUUAGAGUCUAUAUUUAUUAUGCAUACGAUUUCUGGUGAUGCUGACAACUACUUUGUCAGAAACACAAUUACAGCAUUAGCUUUGAGAAAUUUCUUGAAGAAAUAUAACGUGUUUGCAUUCGACAUGCCAGAGUUGCAGGAUUCUAUGGAACAGACCAUCGCCAAAGCCAUGUACGGUCAAAGAACUAACUACAAAGACAUUAGUGAAACGAUUGGUAAAUUUUUCAACACAGCGAUCGCAGACAAUCUACUACAGCUUGACCAAAUACAUUUUUUUGGAUUUUGCUACUCUAGCCAGCUUGCAGGCUAUAUAGGUCGCUAUUUAUCCUCGACAAACGGUGGCAACAAGAUAAAAUCCAUAACAGCUCUGGACCCACACUCGGCGUUUUUAUACGCUUUUAAAAACAAAGUGAUCUCUAAGGACGACGCCCAGCUGGUGUUUGCCUACCACAGUAACUCAAUUGGCGAGGGGUCUCUCUUUCGCAAGGCAACAGCUGAUUUCAAUCUCAACAGUGGAUGGAUCCAGCCAGGGUGUUACUUCAAACGCAGCGUUAUGUGCAGUCAUAGAAGAGCUGUGACAGCAUUCUGGUAUGUGAUUCUAUACCCUCAGUUGUGGAUAGCAAGGAGGUGCAGUCAUUAUUUCCUUUUCAAGUCCUGCCUCUGCAGUUUUAUGUCAAAGACUUCACUAACAUUUCCACCAGUCUCCGGUGCAAGAGGGACGUAUUACUUGAACACUAUGUCGCACAAACCUUACGGAUUCGGCCCUUCAGGUGCUAACUGUAUCUCCUUCAACAGGGAGAAGAAAUCAGAGAAUAUAAUAAACAAGAACUAACCAACAUCUAGCAUGUUUAUAAUUCAUUACCAAAAUAUUAAAACUGCUGUGUCAACUCAUCAAAAUAACCAACGUCAAUCUUAAAGCUGAAGGUGUCAUUAGAAGUUCUUUGAGGCUAGCGGCCAUAUUUGAUUAAUUUCAAACAGCUGCUGAAGAGUGAUUUAUCAUCCCAAAGUAUUUUUAUAAAUGCCAUAGUGAUAGUAAUAAGGAGGCUCUAUAAGAUCUGAAAUUUUCUUCAGAAAGGUCUUCUAAUUGUGAUUUUGUAAAUGUUUUUCAAGGAAGUCCUUGGAGGCUAUCGGCCAUCUUUAACUUGCCCGCCAUAAGAGCCAUGUUAAUUUGAAACAGCCACUAAAGUUCCAUUACCAACACAAAAUUUUUAUUCAAAUACCAAAGUGAUUUUAAUUUAAAUAUCAAGGGCACUACGAGAUUAAAAACUGUCUUUGUAGUUGUUUAAGUGUUUGGCAGAGUUAGCACAGGUAGGCUCCAAGGGCUUUUAAUUUUAAAUUUAUAACAAAAUCAUAUCUGUUAAAUGUUGAUCAAUUAAUUAGCAUACAAAUAAACAACAACAUCGAAAAAUAUAUUUACACCUGUUGUCUCACGAAACAUGAAUGACUACUUAAGCACUUAAACUUUUCAUAUUCAGAGUGUCCAUAAGCAACUUUUCAGGACUUUGGAAUAUGGACCCCAAUACCAAUCAAAAAAGUUUGAUAAGAAGGAAUGUCCAAAAAUGCAUAUUUUCCCAGGUAGCUACCAUUUUUUUCUUUAUACAUAAAAAUGUUUGUAUUUGAAGCUUUACAACCGAUCCUUAUGAAAUUUGGGAUGUAUAUUAAAGUUAAAGAUAUCUGUAUUAGAAAUAAAAGAUAAGAGUGAGUCAAAUUAUUUAUUUAAAAAUUUCGGCCCAGGUACACUUUUAUUUAGCACUAGCUGCUGUACCCGUGCUUCGCAACGGAGAGAACACCUAAGAGAAAAUUUUAAAGUUUCA
This is a messenger RNA of Macrosteles quadrilineatus (aster leafhopper), 3082 nucleotides long. RefSeq lists its product as uncharacterized. The coding region runs from base 97 to 2100 and encodes 667 amino acids. The record is from RefSeq and is a predicted model, not a curated record. NCBI's taxonomy places the organism in Eukaryota, Metazoa, Arthropoda, Insecta, Hemiptera, Cicadellidae. Gene Ontology annotation, molecular function: lipase activity. The transcript is spliced from 13 exons.